UCCCAUUCAACCUGGCAGAGAAACAAAACUCAACAAAUUAGUAUAUUGCUAAGGCGAAUCGUCAACAAUUUCGGGUAUAAAAUCAAAACAGUUUUGGACAACGAAUUUUAGCUAAAUCGCAAGGUUGCAGCACCUGCAUUCAGCAAAGGCGACCAAAAUUAAUCGGGCUAAUUAGAAAGACAUGGCACGCGGACACCAGAAGAUCCAGUCGCAGGCGAAGGCCUCCGAGAAGCAGGCCAAGCUCAAGAAGCAGCAGGGACACAGUGCCAACGACCAGAAAAAGGCGGCCCAGAAGGCACUCGUGCAUGUGUGCGCCGUGUGCAAGUCUCAAAUGCCCGACCCCAAGACUUAUAAGCAGCAUUUCGAGAACAAGCAUCCCAAGAACGACAUGCCCGAGGAGCUGAAGGACGUCUGAUGACCAAUUUGGCCGAGUGCAUGUAUAAAUUUAUCAAGCGGGAGGAGAUCUACGAAUUGCCUACCAGUACGAAACCUUUGCAUCAAUAACUUUACAUCAGCCCAAGAAGAAAACCAGCAAUCAAGCCGAAGCCAAGAAUAUGGAUAAUAGUAAUAAUAAUUGUAUUUCCAAUUUUUUGUAUACACGCCGCCGUCUUUGGUUUUAGUUUAAAGAUUGAAAAUAACACAGUGUGUUCGAUGAAAAGCUACCACAAUACGAAAGCAACCAACCACGUAGUAAAAUAAAUAGGAAUGAUUUUAUUAAGAUA
Messenger RNA from Drosophila biarmipes, 722 nucleotides. Its product is annotated as zinc finger protein 706-like. The coding region runs from base 182 to 415 and encodes 77 amino acids. The record is from RefSeq and is a predicted model, not a curated record. The transcript has 3 exons. NCBI's taxonomy places the organism in Eukaryota, Metazoa, Arthropoda, Insecta, Diptera, Drosophilidae.